Messenger RNA from Linum trigynum, 2343 nucleotides. NCBI's taxonomy places the organism in Eukaryota, Viridiplantae, Streptophyta, Magnoliopsida, Malpighiales, Linaceae. The record is from the annotation of a GenBank genome assembly.
UUGUAAACAUUCAUUUCUGAGGAAAAAUAUUGCCUCCUUGUUUUCCUUUGGCUUAUAACAGUAAAACAAUCCUAUUAUUAAUGCAGGUCAGUCAACUGUAUCGUGGCAUGAGUAGGCGCUGUCUGCAAUUUGAAGAAGCUCAAGGGAUUGGACAAGGUAGUGUGCCAGCCAUGAAUUCUCCGAAUUCAUCCAGCGAUCCGAUGGGCUUAAGAUUACCCUUUUCCAGUGCGGGUAUGGAAAAUUCGAAAAUUCUGAAUCCAGGCAUUGCUGCUCCUUCUGGAAAGAGGACAAUGAUCAACUUGACCCGGGGGUUAAUCUCCAACCGUUCUCCUAACCACAAUUCAAAUGCUAGAUUGUCUAUUCCCAAGCGAUCUGGUAUUGGAUUACAUCUGAAUAGCAUUGUUAAGGCCUUACCAAUGGAGUGUAAUGUUAACGAAAGCAUGAAAACUCAUUUAUCGGAGAACGAGAAGUGUUCUACACAACUAUCAAAUUCAGUUGAGAAAAUUACUCCUGCGGAAGACAAAAUGCUUGAAAACCAGGUUGUGCCUGCUGUUGUUAGUGCCACCUCAGAUUCUUUGCUCGCCAUGAAAUCAGUGAAUGCAUUGCAGUCAUUAGAGCCCAAUGAAACCCCGCAAAAAAAGAGGACAUUGAGCUUAGAGCAAUGUGAAAAUUUCAACGAGUUAAACCAAUCAAGCCCUAAGAAGAGAAGGAAGAAGUUUACCCCUGAUGGCGAUGGUUGCAAACGUUGCAAUUGUAAAAAGACUAAAUGCUUGAAAUUGUAUUGUGAUUGUUUUGCCGCUGGGAUCUAUUGUGCGGAUUCUUGCAGUUGCCAAGGAUGCUUCAAUAGGCCUGAACACGAAGAUAAAGUUCUCGAAACACGCCAACUGAUAGAAUCCCGUAACCCUCUCGCUUUUGCUCCAAAGAUUGUGCAUCAGGCAUCAGGAGUUCCUGCAGUAAUUGGGGAAGAGGUAAACAGGACAACACCAGCGUCUGCAAGGCAUAAAAGAGGGUGCAAUUGCAAAAGGUCAAUGUGUCUGAAAAAGUAUUGUGAAUGCUAUCAGUCAAAUGUUGGCUGCUCCAGUGGUUGCCGAUGUGAAGGUUGCAAGAAUGUCUUUGGUAGGAGAGAAGAUUACACUGUAGUUGAAGAGAUUAUGAGCAGCACAACCAGCAAGGAUGGGCCAAACGACAUAGCUGAUGAUAAAUUAGCAGGGGUGGAUCAUAGUAAUGAUCUCUUUCAUGCAGAUUCGUCUGAGUUAGAAAGCCCUGCACCAUUUACACCACAGUGCCAGUUCUCUGAGCAUGGAAACGAUGCCCUAAAGUCCGGGCCAUUUAGUACCCGAUACCUCCCAUCGCCUCUCUCCCACAUGUCUACAAUUCAAUCAGAUUCAAAAACCAGUUCCCCAACCCAAACUGGUGACAGCUUACUUGCAGAGAUUGACUGCCGGGAUAUGGAGUUUACCAUUGCCGAAAUGAUAGGCGAAUUAUCUCCAAAGUUGGAUCCAAUCAGUGGUAUAUGUUACCUCUCUCCACAACGAACUGCAUCAUCCUCAACCGUGGCAGUUUCUCCAUGUGCAUCUAAGACCAAGGACCUGUCAACUAAUGUUCCACGUCCACAGUUUGAAGUUGGUAGUGGUGGUAGCCAUAUGUCCUCUUCCAUCCGUUGGCAUGGCUUGCCGGUCACUCCAAUGCCAUCCUUAGGCGAUGGAAAGAUGAUUGAUGAUGUGCUCAUGGAAGAAGAAGAAGACACCACACCUGAGAUAUUGAAGGAAGCCUGUAACCCAAUUCAAUCAGUGAAAGCAACGUCUCCAAACAAGAAGCGUAUUUCUCCACCUCAUGCACAUUCCAAACGUCUGGAGCUCGGGUCGAUAGUGUCGGGAGGGUUGAAAAGUGGGAGGAAGUUCAUACUGAGGGCAGUCCCUUCUUUCCCACCACUCACACCUUGCUUGGACUCCAAGGCAACCAAGUUACCACCAACAAGGAAGAGUAACAGCCAACAGCAAGGUAAAUAGUACAUUGAAUGCGGCGUGACAAGAGUUCAUAUCACUUGAGCAUUGCAUCGUGGUUCGAAACCUUGCGGCACAGGCGAAACUGGUAUGUUUAUACUCCAGAUCAAGGAAUGUGUCUAAUGUGAGUACCAUCUUAGGUCUGAUGGUUGGAAGUACGACAUCUGAGGUCUGCUGCUAGAUCUAACAUCUACAAUCGCCCAGCCACCUUUAUGUGCUUAUAGCUUAUUAGUAUUGUUCCGAUGUUAUUAUAUGUAAGCAGUGUUAUUAUGAAGUUCUUCGUUUAGUGUUUUUAUGUAUUAGUUGACGAAUCCUUCAGCAAGAAAUUGAAAUUCGGUAA